AUGCAGAGAGAACAUCUGGUGUGCCUCUUGCUACAGCCACCCACUCAACAAGCAAGCAGCAACAGCUUGGUGCAAUUCGACAUGCUCUUCUCGUCUACGCCAUUCUGGAACAAGUCACAGCUGAGCCACUGGCAAGAUAAGCCUGACACCUUCAAUCAGGCACCUUACAUCAAAGAAUCAUCCACCCGCGAAUGGAAGGAGGCCCUCAAGCAACGGAGAAACAUUUUGUACGACAAAGUUGUGUUUCCGCUUGAGGAUCUGCUACAGGGCACGAAGUGGAUGGAUGAUUUUACCAAAAUCGCGCCGCUGAAUAUGCCUUCCAAAAUCACGGCAAUUCAGGAACCUACUAUAGUACCGGAGAGUCCAAAGGAACGCAAAGUGCUAAAGCCCAAGAAAAAACGCACUAAAAGUGAGAAAUGUGCUAGCGACUGGCUCUUACGCCUGAAAAGUUUCAAUAGAGAGCUAUCAAUGCUGAUCUAG
Molecule: messenger RNA, 480 nt
Organism: Penicillium hordei
Lineage: Eukaryota; Fungi; Ascomycota; Eurotiomycetes; Eurotiales; Aspergillaceae
Exons: 2
Coding region: 1-480 (159 amino acids)
Source: RefSeq, a predicted model, not a curated record